GCAACCCCUCACCCCUCCGAACAGAUCCUUCGGUCCCUUGGUUUGUGUUUGCGAAGUUUGUGUGUUUGUUGGCGGUCCUUCUGAUACCCAUGAUAACAGGUUUCCUUCUGUGCGGCUGAAGGAAGCAGUCUCUCCGCUACCGUACAGCACUUCAUUGCCAUCCUUGUUCUACCGGUAUCUCAUCAGGAAAGAGGUCAACAUGGAUGCCACGUUCCACCCGCUACCGGGCAGCAUCGCCGAGAAGUCUACGUUUCCUCCUGGUACCUCGUGCCUCUUUGUCGAAAACCUUCGGGAUAACAGAUUAAGCAACUUCAAGCGAGGAACUGUGGAAGAAGUGGGCUUGAAUUUUGCAGCCUCGCAGGGAAGAGGGCUCCUGUACAAAAUUAUUGGGGUAGGAGACAAUGCAGUGUUUUGUCAGGAAGAGCAAGUUUUGUUUGCCCCACGCACAAAGGUGACAAUCACCUUGAGAAGCGCUGAUUGUUCCCAGCAACUUAACGGGAUCAUUUUGGGAUCAUCAUCUGUGGAUGAUCCAGCUACAGAUGAUAAUGCCUCCUCUGGAGUAAAAUACGAAUUGCAGGUGACAAGGGGUGCUUUUACUAGCAUCUAUGCCAAUGUAUCUCCCCAAGACAUUGCCUACCGAGCCACUUCUACUAGUACUGGAUCAACAGCCACUGCAAGCGCUGCCAGAGAGUCUGGGAAAACUGCUGUAGCUCCUACUGAAAAUGAUGAUGCCAUUUCAAUUGAUGAUGAUGACACCGUACAAGACGGGGAGGACGAAUGCGUUGCAAUUAUGGCACAACAACCCGAAGAGGCUAGCCAAGGCGCUUCAGCAGCAGCAUGUUCCACCAAAGAAAUUUGCGAUCAGCCAGGACCAAAAUUAGAAUCGCCAACCAUUGAUGAACCAGAUGUAUUGAAAGAACCUGAUGACAAGAGCUAUUACGAGUCAGCGGCCCCGGAACCAGGUAGCAAAACAGAUCUUCUGGAAUUGGAGACUAAUGUCAAACUAUCUCCAAAAGAGGAAAGUACUCGACCUGACCCAGCAACUGCUUCAGAACUCCCAUCUUACGACGAGUCAAUUGAACGAACAAGCCAAGAGGCUGAAAGCAGAAUCAGCCUUGACAACCAGCAUCCUCGUCCAGACUGCUUGGCUAAUGCUGAGGAUGCACAACAUUGUCUCGAACAGCCAGAAACCUCAAACGAUGGAUUUGCCAUCAACAACCAAAAUCCAUAUCCAUUUCAAAACAUAUGCCAGGGAGAGCGCCAUGAUACUUACUCUGCCCAAGGGUUACUGCGGCCGUAUUUUCGCGUAAAAAUCACCACCAUGUGGCCUUUCAGUGAUUUGUGCUUGAACUAUCAUUUGAACGGUGUGUGCAAGCGCGGUAGAGGUUGUGCGAGAGCAGACAGCCAUCGGGACUUGACGCGAAAUGCGGCCAAGAGAAUGGAAAGAGUUCUUGCCCCGGUCACAUCUCCAGAAGGACCGAUUUUUUCUGCCAAGCGACAAAACGGUGAUAAAGAUGUCAUCAGCAACAACUACCAACCAAAUCCGUUCCGAAGAAUUCGUCGCUCUUCUGAGAAUCGCAUCAUAUUUGCCAGAUCCCACCUCAAACAGUGUUGUGGUGGCCGCUUCCCGUUACCAGGAUUCUGCAUGCAUUUCCAUUUGAAUGGGAUAUGUCCUAAGGGGCAUCUCUGCAAGUGGUUGGAGAACCACCGUUACCUGACAAUAGAAGAAGCUGAUGAAAUCGAACAAGUGCUCCAGCCUGUCAUCGGUGCAAAUGGGCCCAUCUAUGCGAAAACACGAAGUGCCGAAAAGAACAAGAGAAAACUCCUGUCGGAAGAAGGCGCUCCACAGGACAAAGAUAUGGGUGUCUCGUCGUCGGCUUCUAAGCGUCGUUCCCUUACAACGGAUCCCAAAUGUAACCAAUCUUCUUCGAAUGUGCAAUCUGAUGGCGAAUCCUCAACCGACGACGAGUCAAAUGCGAGAUUGGAACCUGAUGUACGGACAACGCAAGAGCAUGAAGUUGACCAAACAGAGAUGGUGGGAAACAUUGCUUACAAUCUGCAGCCAAACCCAUUUGACAGCAUCCACCGCAAUACUUACAAUCACAUUGUCAAUGCAAAGAUCCGCCUACAGAAUUAUUAUGGGCAUCAUCCUUUCACGGGAUUCUGCCUGCAUUUCCAUUUGAAUGGGCGUUGUAUAAAAGGAGUACACUGCUCUCUUGCUGAAGAUCAUAGAAGUUUGACAAUCGACGAAGCUCGACAAAUUGAGCGAACGCUGAAGCCAGCCAUUGCUCCAGAUGGACCAAUCUACUCGAGGACACGUCGAGCAGCGGCCGAUGGAGAACCACAAUCGCCAAAGAAACGCAGAAGAGGCAAUCCUAAAAGGAGGUGCAGUUCUCACUAUGAGAGAAAUCCAGACGACGAAGAUGCACCAUGCUCUCCUUCAAAGCGCCUUUGUUCAACCAAAUUGGUAGACCACAACGUUAGUAUCGAGGAACAAAGCAAUCGACGAGGAAGUUGCACUAGGCCUAGCAAUGGCAGCACGGUGUCAACAGCCGAAAUCCAUCAAGCAAUUAAGUGGACGCCACCACAGUUGAUGACCCAGCAAUCCAAAUCAAAGAUUUCGUUGACUUUGCCUGCCCAUACUUUUGGUGUGGACUUCUUUGAGAAGAAUAUAAUUGGACCCCAGGGCACAAGAGCAAAACAUCUUGGUGAGCGUUUUGGAUGUACUGUUGAGCUCCAUGGGAAGGCAUGGGAGCACAGAUCAGAAUCGCCUCUGUCGUCAGCAGAUUCUGUCUUGCAUGUGAGACUUACUGGGAAGAUUACAGAUCGUCUGGUGGAUUGUGCAAGAUUGAUUGAAAAGCUGCUUGUCAGGGCAAUGGUACCAGAGCUUCGUGGAUUCUUCAUGUUCCGUUUGUCCAGCCUCAACCAGUGCAAAGCAGGCAACCAACUAGUUGUCCACUCACCAAGUCAAGACAAGGUUUAUCGUGUUGACAACCUUGCCACCUUGCUUGAAGGAGUAGUAGGCGAAGACCAAAAGUAUCUUACUGUUGUCAGUGAUGGGCCUGUUGCGGACCACAAGGGCAGGCCCUUGGAUCCAGUGGUAAGCAGGCUCAAGACUCUUCAGGAGUGCCACCGUUCCUGUAAGGUUGAGAUCUGUGAAAGAAGCCAAGCAUAUCCAAACAUCUUUCGUUUCAUUACCAUCUAUGGAUCCACCCAUUUGGAUGUAUUGACCUGUCGGAAUAGCAUUAUACAGGUUGCAGUUACUGGUACCUAACGCACUUAAUUAAAUCUUCCAGCUUUCAUG
Molecule: messenger RNA, 3304 nt
Organism: Seminavis robusta
Lineage: Eukaryota; Bacillariophyta; Bacillariophyceae; Naviculales; Naviculaceae
Source: the annotation of a GenBank genome assembly